AUGGUUCAUUCAUUUUUGCAUGAAUAUGACGCCGCUAUUCGUGUACUUUCAAGCAUUCCCCCAACUCCCUCGAGCCUGCUCCUACUAGGCCAGUAUCAGAUCAACGCUGGCACAUAUGGGGCAGCUAAGCGCUCGUUCAGGGAGGCGAUACAGAUACUGAAACCUACAAAUCCUUUUCUUCCUAUGCCUGAAGAGAUAGCUGACAUUUAUGUGUUAAUCGGAACCUGCGAAAUGGAGGUAGAACAAUAUCGCGCCGCACUCGGAACCUUUACUUCUGCGUUACAAAUAAACCCUCGUCUUAUAAAAGCCAACUUACUUCGCGGAUACUGCGAGCUUCGUCUCUAUGGAUCCGGUCAGUCCAAAGAAGAUUCAGAUAUGUCUGCUCCUCUUGUUUUAGAUGACUGUAAAGUAGCCCUCUAUGGCAGUAUGCCGUCGCAUUAUCUGCCAAACCGAACAUCUGCACCACCGAAGUCAACAUCAUUAAUGCCCUUGACACAAUCUUUGCAAUCAUCACCAUCACUUCUUCCUUUGAAGCAAUCACUGAUACAUGCCGAGACCGCAAAGAAUCAUACGUCGACUGCCGCCUCUGGGCAAGCUAUUAUGGUACUAAAUGGUGCCGUACGUGGGCUAAAUAGUCUGUCACGAGUCUUCGCUCUUUCUGAAGCUGAGCCAAAUUUAAUUAAUACAAAUCGGUAA
Molecule: messenger RNA, 696 nt
Organism: Protopolystoma xenopodis
Lineage: Eukaryota; Metazoa; Platyhelminthes; Monogenea; Polystomatidea; Polystomatidae
Source: the annotation of a GenBank genome assembly